AUGAGAGCCUUCUUGCAGUCCAUCAUGCCGGCGCCGGUCUCCUCCCGGAGCUGCUUGACCAAAGCCGCCGAUAUCGCCACCGCCGGAGGUCUGCACCCAAAAAAAAAAAAAAAAAAAAAAAAACCAUAUUUAGUAUCACACUUAACUCGACAUCAAUCAACCAUAUUAAUCAUGUUGUAUCAGACUGGGGCCCCCAAGUUGCAUACUUGUCCGCAGCUGCUUCCUUGGCUUCGAGGGGCUCCUCCUUCUUCGCUGGGGCCUCCACUGGUUUCGCCGCAGUCUGGGCUGCUACCUCCGCCGCAAAGUCCUGGCUUUUCUUCUCCAGGCCUUCGCCGAGGUUGAACCGGACGAACCUCCUCACCUUGAUGUUCUCCCCAACAGUGGCGAUGGUCUGCUUCACCAAGUCCUUGACGACGACCUUGUCGUUCUUGAUAUAUGGCUGCUCGAGGAGGGCCAGCUCCUCCAGUCGCUUCCUUAUCCUGCCGUCCACGAUCUUCGAUCUGAACUGCUCGGGCUUCGACAGGAGGUCUUCCUUCUGCAUCUCGAUCUCCCUCUCCCUGUUGACCAUCUCCUCGGGGAUGUCCUCGGGGUUCAGGUACUCCACCUGUGGGCAGGCGGCGACCUGCAUGGCGAUGUCGUUGACCAGCUCUUUGAAUAUGCUGCCCCUCGAGACGAAGUCCGUCUCGCAGUUGACUUCUAAGAGGACUCCGAUCCGGCUGUCGUGGAUGUAGGAGGCGAUCCUUCCCUCUGCCGUGGCUCUGCUCGCCUUCUUGUCGGCGCUCGCGAGGCCCUUCUUCCUCAGGAGCUCCUGGGCCUUGGCGAGGUCGCCGCCGGUCUCUGUCAGAGCCUUCUUGCAGUCCAUCAUCCCUGCUCCGGUCUCAUCACGGAGCUGCUUCACAAGAGAUGAGGAGAUGGCAGCUGCAGUUCGGCAGACACCAAGAAGAAGAUGAUUACAGCAAUAGAAUUGAUCUAGUGCUUAGUUGUUAAUGAUAUGAAAAGGGACAAGGUAUUUUCUGGGCAAAGUUGCCCUUUCUCCCACAAGAAAAUGUCAAAUCAGUAGCUGGAUUUCAAUUCAGACAAUAAUUCAAACACCUAGCAACACUCUGACAGCUUCCACGGCAUUGGACAGAAGGAAGAUGCGAAAAAAAAAAAAGAAAAAAAAAAGGUUGGAAUGUAAUAUUUUUCCGCCCAAAUUUGCAAGCAGAAAAAUAAUUGAAGCAACUGGUUCAUGAUUUAUGUUCAUUUACUUGCUGAGAGGAAAUGAGAAUAAGAUAGAAAUCAUCACUGGUGAUCACUGAGAAACAAUCAAACUUAAGGUCAGAGUUUAGUUUUCCUCUCGCAAAAUCGAAUUCAAAAAUUAGAAAAGAAAGGGCGUGACUUCUGAUGAUGUCUUCAACCCUUUAGAGGAGGAACUCUCACAGGGGGGGCUACAAUAGUCAUGUGCUUGAGGAGGCAGUAGCAUUUGGGUAAAAGAGAUCAGCCGCUGGUUGCAUCUUUCGAAGCAGAUGCCAUCAAGUAAUGAUCAGACAGGGAUCACUCUCUCACCUGGUGAGGCACCAGCAGAACUCCUUGCAGUUUCCUCCACAGGUGGGGCAUCUGAUGAUGCAGUUUGCCCCGAGUCAGCCCCUUCGGCAGAAGGACCAUCUGCUGCAGAUUCUGCAGCAGAUGAAGAUUCCUCUGCAACCUGUUCUUCAGGGCUCUCCUCAGCUUCUGUCACGGCUGCAGCCACAGAGUUAGUUUCGUUCACUUCAUCUGCAGCAGCCCCGUCUGAAGAUCCCUCAUCCUGGAGGACAGAAUCUUCAGGUUCUUCUUCGGCAACAGCUUUGUUUUCAGUAAUGGGUUCACUUGCAUCCUCAGAGACUGGACUUUCUACGCUGGUCUCCUCGUCUGAAGGGGUUUCAAGAGAAGACCCAGUCUCUGAUGACGAACUAGAAACAUCAUUCUCAGAUGAAACUGGAUCCACUUCAGCUUCUUCCUCAGACUUCUCCUCAGUGGAGGUCGAAGCUGCAGGAACCACAGAUUCUGCUGGGGUUUCAGUGACUGCUUCUUCGACGUUUUCCAGAGUCUCUGAUACGGCCACUGGUUCAGGAGAUUUCUUCAGCUUCUCCCUGUCGUCCAGAAAUAAUGCGAUGUCUUUGUUCUUACGGAAUGCCAACUCAAAAGGGUUGCUCGCUGCAUACACCACCCCCUUAUUGAGUAUCUUGUUUAACUCCGCAAGGUCCUCUUCCUUUUUCAUUGUCAAGGUCACCUGUCCCCUUGUAAUCCGCAGGACCCGGACAUUGACUUCCUGA
Molecule: messenger RNA, 2291 nt
Organism: Spirodela intermedia
Lineage: Eukaryota; Viridiplantae; Streptophyta; Magnoliopsida; Alismatales; Araceae
Source: the annotation of a GenBank genome assembly